Mauremys reevesii (Reeves's turtle) is the source of this 1650-nucleotide messenger RNA. RefSeq names its product NIPA magnesium transporter 2 (gene NIPA2). The transcript has 6 exons. Gene Ontology annotation, molecular function: magnesium ion transmembrane transporter activity. The record is from RefSeq and is a predicted model, not a curated record. Gene Ontology annotation, cellular component: membrane. NCBI's taxonomy places the organism in Eukaryota, Metazoa, Chordata, Testudines, Geoemydidae. Gene Ontology annotation, biological process: magnesium ion transport. The coding region runs from base 195 to 1322 and encodes 375 amino acids.
GCGGCGAGGGCCGGAAGAGCGAGUCGCGACUGGGCGCCGGGUUCUCCAUGGCGGCGGAGCGGGCCGGGACCAGCCCCACCUUCCCUCCUCCCGCGCCGGGCCAGGGCCGCCCCUUGGCGGGGAUGUGAGGAGCCGCCGCCGCAGGUUUCAGCAUUGCAUCACCCUAUCUCCAGUAACAGCAGCUCUUCUGUUCCAUGAUCGAUGUGGCGGUUUUGAACACUUCAGUAGUUUACGAAAUGACCCAGAGUGGAGGAAAAUAUGAUUUCUAUAUUGGUCUCGUGUUGGCUAUGAGCUCCAGCAUUUUCAUUGGAGGGAGUUUCAUCCUAAAAAAGAAGGGUCUCCUCCGGCUGGCCAGGAAGGGCUCCAUGAGAGCAGGUCAAGGCGGUCAUGCAUAUCUUAAAGAGUGGCUGUGGUGGGCUGGACUUCUGUCAAUGGGAGCUGGUGAAGUAGCUAACUUUGCUGCUUACGCAUUUGCACCAGCUACAUUAGUGACUCCAUUGGGAGCUCUCAGUGUUCUUGUAAGUGCCAUUCUUUCAUCCUAUUUUUUAAAUGAAAAACUUAAUCUGCAUGGAAAAAUUGGAUGUUUGUUAAGUAUAUUGGGGUCAACUGUGAUGGUCAUUCAUGCUCCACAAGAAGAGGAGGUAGAAACUUUGAAUGAAAUGUCCCACAAGCUAGGAGAUCCAGGUUUUGUGGUUUUUGCAACACUUGUCGUCAUUGUGUCCUUAAUACUGAUAUUUGUGGUAGGACCUCGCCAUGGACAGGCCAACAUUCUUGUGUACAUAACAAUCUGCUCUGUAAUUGGAGCAUUGUCAGUCUCCUGUGUGAAAGGCUUGGGCAUCACUAUCAAGGAACUUAUUGCAGGAAAACCUGUGCUAAAACAUCCUUUGUCCUGGAUUCUGCUGCUAAGUCUUAUAAUCUGUGUGAGCACACAGAUCAACUAUUUAAACAGAGCUCUGGAUAUAUUCAACACUUCCAUAGUGACUCCAAUAUAUUAUGUAUUCUUUACAACAUCUGUUUUAACUUGUUCUGCUAUUCUUUUCAAGGAAUGGCAACACAUGUCUGCUGCUGACAUUAUUGGCACCUUCAGUGGUUUUCUCACGAUCAUUGUGGGGAUCUUUUUAUUGCAUGCCUUUAAAGAUGUAAAUUUCACUCUAGCAAAUCUGCCUGUCUCCUUGCGGAAAGAUGACAGAGCAAUCAAUGGCACUCUGCCAACCACAUAUGAAUGCUUUAAUCAUGACGAAGAAAGCUCAACCUGUGUAGGUGAAAUACAAUCCAGUGAAAAUGUCCCAUCCAGGAGAAAUGGAAGUCUGGCAGCAUUCUGAAAAUGUGUUAAAAGAACAAUUCUGUAACUUUUUUUUGCUGUAAAAUGUUUGAGUUUGGAAGCAGAUGAUGUACUUGAACAAUAUGUACAGACAAUCAUAAAUUUUUAGGUUUGAUUAGUUUGGACCAAGAAUAGUGAUGGAGUUUUAAUUUGCCUUAUUUUUACUUUAAAAAGACACACUGCAAUGACCUCAGUACAUGGUUUGGUUUUGUUGCUCUUAAGUUAUCUGUGUAAACUUGUAAAUAUUUUUAAUUUGAAUUUUCCAUUUUAAAGACUUAUUGCACUAAACAAUUUUAACUAUAUCAAAAAUAAAUUGCUUUAAUUUUGCA